AUAAAUUACUUUCAGAAAUCAUACGAAGAGCAGAGUGAGUCUUUAUCUAAUCUUUAAUUUGCUCAUCGUAUACAGUAGACCAGACCUUUGGCCUCUGUUGCCAACGCAUUAUUCCUCGCGUCGAGCUCAUUCACGGUCGGCUACGUGACACCUGACACCUCUGUGCAACGCACACGCACACACGCACACGCAGGCUGGCACACCGAGUUUGGCCGAAAGAAAAGGCGCCGAGUUAACUCAAUAGGAAACAUGUUAUCGAAAGUGAACGGCCACGAACCAGUAGUACAGUGUCGGUUUAAAAGUAUCAUUCCAAACGACGCACUUGCAUGCCCACCUCGCCCAGCGGAUCUGAACAGAGCUGUGUAGCGCUCCCUCCUCUGUCCGCGGGAACCAUAGAUGACAAGCUCAGAGCUGCCUGCAGCAUCUAGCGCGGGUUCCAGAAGCGGACCAUGGCGAGACGGAUGGAAGUUUACCUCUUAUUUUUUAUCCUUUUCACAUCGUUUUGCCGCCACGCAAACGGACAAGUGAGCCUUAACGAGAUAACAGGAUUUAGUUUGAGUCCACCUUAUUUCAACCUUGCCCAGGGUUCAGAUAUUUCCGCCACCGCCACUUGCGGACAGGAUGAUUCUGGGAGCCCGAGAUCUGAUUUAUAUUGUAAACUUGUCGGAGGACACAACACUGGAUUCAAUGUUCAAAAUAUUCAGGGUCAAUUCUGUGACCACUGCAACUCCAAUGAGCCAAAUAAAGCCCACCCGGUUACAAAUGCGAUCGAUGGGACAGAGCGCUGGUGGCAGAGUCCUCCUCUCUCCAGAGGACCCAAAUACAACCAGGUGAACAUCACCCUGGACCUUGGGCAGCUCUACCACGUGGCGUACAUCCUCAUCAAGUUUGCCAACUCCCCCCGCCCCGACCUGUGGGUCCUGGAGCGCUCUGUGGACAACGGGAAGACCUACAGGCCCUGGCAGUACUUUGCACACUCUAAGCACGAGUGCGUGGAUGAGUUCGGGAAGCAGCCCAACCGACGCGUGGAACACGACGGCGACCAGAUCUGCACCACGGAGUACUCCAAAAUCCCUCCGCUGGAGAACGGAGAGAUCGUGGUGUCUCUGAUCAACGGACGGCCGGGCUCCAGCAACUUCACCUACUCCCCGGUGCUGAGGGACUUCACCAAGGCCACCAACAUCCGCCUGCGCUUCCUCCGCACCAGCACCCUGCUGGGACACCUGAUCUCCAAGGCCCAGCGCGACCCCACUGUCACCCGCAGGUACUACUACAGUAUCAAAGACAUCAGCGUUGGUGGACGCUGUGUGUGUCACGGCCAUGCACAGGAAUGCGGUGUGCGGGGCCAGGCCAAUUCCAACAGACGACAUUGCGAGUGCACACACAACACGUGCGGCGAGUCCUGUGAUCGCUGCUGCCCGGGCUUCAACCAGAGGGCGUGGCGCGCUGCCACCGCAGACAGCCCCAACGCCUGCCAGCCUUGCCAGUGUUUCUCCCAUGCGUUCGACUGUUAUUAUGACCCUGAGGUGGAGCGGCGGGGGGCAAGUUUAGACUCCUCCGGCGGCUACGGCGGUGGGGGCGUGUGCAUCGGCUGCCAGCACAACACUGCGGGGGUGAACUGUGAGAAGUGUGCUGAGGGCUUCUACAGACCUCACCAUGAGCGCCCUGAGUCUGGGUGCAUACCUUGCAGUUGUGAUCCCAGUAUAACAGCCGGCUGUGAGAUGGGGUCUGGUCGCUGUAUCUGCAAGCCGGGGAUCAGCGGACACAACUGUGACCUCUGCGCCGACGGUUACUAUGGUUACCCCCAGUGUGUCCGAGAUACCACCCACCUGACCACCACCAUCAGCACCACCGUAAGCCACGCAAACAUCAAAGCCUGCCCUGUGGGUUAUUUUGGACCACCCAGCUGUCAGCAGUGUGUCUGCGACUUCCGGGGGACGGUCAGCAACGUGUGUGACGCCUCGGGACGCUGCCUGUGCAGGCAGGGGGUGGAGGGGCCGUACUGUGAGCGGUGCCGGCCCGGACACCACUCCUUCCCCGGCUGCCAGGGACUGGAGUGUCGGUGUGAUGGGGCCGGGGCGGCUGACCCCCCUGCCUGCGACCCGACCGGCCGAUGCCUCUGCCUCGGCAACUACGCCGGCGAGCGCUGCGACCGGUGUGCUCAGGGUUACUAUGGUUACCCGGACUGUGCUGCCUGCCAGUGUUCACGGGAGGGCUCCUACGGGGACUCGUGUGACCACGUGUCCGGCCAGUGUCUGUGUAACCCUGGGGUGGCCGGCCAGAGGUGUGAUCGAUGUGCUGGAUGGGGGCCUCAGUUCCCCCGAUGUGAAACCUCCAUAAGACAGUGUAACCCUGCAGGCUCAGAUGUCAGCCAUCCUCAAACGGGCCCUUGUCGCUGCCUAGCCAACGUAGAGGGAACCUUCUGUGACCGGUGUAAACCGCUCUACUGGAAACUGACCAUGGACAACCCCGAGGGCUGCACAGAGUGCAUGUGUGAUUUGAAAGGGACCCUGAGUGGUGUGGGGGAAUGCCAGCAGAAGAGCGGACAGUGCCACUGUAAGCCGCACACGUGCGGGCCGUCCUGUGACACCUGUAAGGAAGGCUUCUACCUGCUGCAGAAGAGGAACUACUUUGGCUGUCAAGGCUGUGAGUGUGACGUGGGCGGAGCUACUGGCAUGGCCUGUGACUUUGGGUCCGGCCAGUGUCGCUGUCGGAAGAACAUAGUCGGCCGAACCUGCUCUCUGCCGGCUCCGAGCCACUACUUUCCCAGCCUGCACCAGCUGAAGUAUGAGGUGGAGGACGGCGUCACUCCCAAUUCCCGGCCAGUGCGCUUCGGGUUCGAGCCCCGGGUGUUCCCCGGGUUCAGCUGGAGGGGCUAUGCCGUGCUCUCCCCGGCACAGAGUGAUGUCAGAGUGAAAGUGCAUGUUGAGGGGAGGGAGGCGAGGGAGAGCUGGUACCGGCUGGUGCUGCGCUACUCUAACCCCAGUGGGUCCAGUGUGACCGGUACGGUGGAGGCCACCGGUAUCAGGGCCGCCCCAGGGUCCCAGCAGAGCCAGGAGGUGGUGUUCCCCGCCGGCCCCGGCCCGGCCUUCCUCACCGUCCCCGGGGACGGCUUCGCCCAGCCCUUCGUCCUCACCCCCGGGAACUGGUUCAUCCACAUCCGGGCUCAGGGAGUGCUGCUGGAUUACCUGGUGUUGCUGCCCAGAGACUUCUACCAAGCCCCGCUGCUCCAGGACAAGAUCACCCAGCCCUGCAAUUACUCAGCCAGUCCAGACGGAGACACCAGCUGUCUGCUGUAUAAGCAUGUGGGGAUGGACGGCUUCAGCUGGGUGCUGGGCUCCCAGGGCCGGCUCUCAUCCCGGGGGGGCCGUCGGAGAAGGCAGGCCCGUGUCCGCCGGCUCUCCCCAGAGCACCCCCCCAUGGCCACGCUCAGCGGGAGACAGUCCACGCUGCAGCUGAACCUGCGCGUGUCCCGUCCCGGUCCGCACGCCGUGGUCCUGGAGUACGCAAGCGAGGCGGACAUGGUCCAGAACGUGAACCUGGUCCUCACGGGCCACUCCAGCGAUCAGAUUCAGGCCCGGGCCAACAUCUACAGCUGCUCCUACAGUUUCCUGUGUCGGAGCGUGGCGGUGGGCGGCAACAGCCGGGUGACGUUCCUACAACUGGAGCACCGCAACGAAAUUCUCCUGCACGCCUCCUCCGCCAACUUCCUGCUGUUCAAGGUGUAUGCGGUGCCCGCGGAGGACUUCUCCAUGGACUACGUACAGCCCAGAGUCCUCUGUGUUUCUGUCCAUGGCCGCUUCACUGACGACAGCCAGUACUGCCUGCCGAGCCAGUUCCCAAGGCCGGCCUCGGCGUGGGUCCUGGACGCGGCCAGGGAGGGCCGGAGGUCCCCGUCCCAGGGGGGGUCCCCCCAGCGGAGGGAGGGCGAGGACUGGAGGCUGCGGCGUCAGACCGGGCUGCUCCCCCUCACCGGACCCCCCAGCGAAGGGGUGCUGCUGAAGUCUCCACAGACGGAGAUCAGCUUCCGCCCCAGGGUGCCAGUGCCGGGCCGAUACGUGGUGGUUCUCCACUACCGCCAGCCGGAGCACCCGUCCUUCCCCGUGGGGGUCCUUGUGGAGGCGGGACGCGCCUGGAACGGCUCGGUGGAUGCGUCCUUCUGCCCCAGCGUGUCAGGCUGCAGGGAGGUGGUGGUCGCAAGCAACCGCAUCGCCCUGGAGUUUGAGGGGGGGCGAGAGCCCACCAUCACAGUCAAGAUCCCCCCCGGAAAGACCCUCACUCUGGACUACGUCUUGGUGGUGGCUGAUGACAGCUACAGCCCAGACCUCUUGAGAGAGAAGCCGCUCAACAAGUCUGCAGAGUUCAUCACACGCUGUCGAGGCGAGGGAUUCCAUAUUGACCCCAGAACGUCCUCAGAGUUCUGCAGAAGCUCCGCCCACUCUCUGGUUGCAGCCUAUAACGAUGGAGCCCUCCCCUGCGACUGUGACGAAUCGGGUACCACACUGCCGGCCUGCGAUCCGGACGGAGGACAGUGUACAUGCAGGCCUAACGUGAUUGGCCGACGGUGCAGCAAGUGCGCCACGGGAUACUACGGCUUCCCUUACUGCAGACCGUGCGGGUGCGGGCGCCGCCUGUGCGACGAGGUGACGGGCCGCUGCAUCUGCCCGCCCCAGACGGUGAAGCCGUCCUGCGACGUGUGCGACAGCCAGACCUUCAGCUUCCACCCGCUGCUGGGCUGCGAGGGCUGCGACUGCUCCCCCACCGGCGUCCGGCCCUCCGGGGGCCUCGAGUGCGACAACGUCACCGGACAGUGCCCUUGCAAGCCGAGGAUCGGAGGUCGGCAGUGCAACCGUUGUGCCGCCGGUUACCAUGGCUACCCGGACUGCAGGCCAUGUGACUGCAACCAGAGCGGCGUCACGCCGGAUGUCUGCCACCCAGACACGGGGAGGUGUCUCUGUAAGAGGAACGUCGGGGGAGCCCGCUGUGACGUCUGCAAGGGCGCCUCCUUCCACUUCGAGCCGUCCAACCCCGAAGGCUGCACGCGCUGCUUCUGCUUCGGCGCCACCGACCAGUGUCAGAGCUCCGGCAAGCACAGGGGGAAGUUCAUGGACAUGCGGGACUGGCGCCUGGAGAAGCCCGACCAGAAUGAGGUGGCGUCCACGCUGAACCCAGCCAGCAACACGGUGGUGGCAGACGUUCAGGAGCUGUCGCCCGUAACCCAGGUUCUCCACUGGGUGGCGCCACCUUCCUACCUGGGGGACAGAGUGUUAUCGUACGGGGGCUUCCUGACCUUCCAGUCCAAAUCCUUCGGUGUUCCCGCUGAAGGCAUGAAGCUGAUGGACAGGAGCCCCGACAUCAUCCUCAGUGGUCAGGGCAUGACCCUGGUCCACCAGGGUACGGAUCCCCCAACGCCAGACAGACUUCAUCACGGUCGAGUCCAGCUUGUGGAGGGGCUCUGGCGCCACGCUCUGACCAACAGGCCCGUGUCCAGGGAGGAGCUGAUGAUGGUGCUCGCCGACCUGGAGGGCCUGAGGAUCCGGGGCCUCUACUUCACCCAGAGCCAGCGCCUCAGCCUGGGGGAGGUGGGCCUGGAGACGGCGUCAGACAGGGGCCCCGGGGCCCCGGCCGGCAGCGUGGAGCAGUGCGUCUGCCCUCCGGAGUACGCCGGAGACUCCUGUCAGAAAUGCAGUCCUGGUUACUAUAGAGACGGCAGCGGGCUUUACCUCGGACGCUGUGUACGAUGUGAGUGCAACGGCCUGUCCAGUCAGUGUGAAGACAAGACAGGGAGAUGUCAGAACUGUGACUCUGACGCGGCUGGCCCCAGAUGUGAGCUCUGCAAAGAGGGUUACUAUGGAAACCCUGCUCUGAGAUCAUGCCGAGUGUGCCCGUGCCCAUUCAAUGUGGCAUCCAACAGUUUUGCUUUGGGCUGCAAGGAGGGUCCCGGUGGCUUCCAGUGUGUGUGCAAAGAAGGCUAUGCCGGAGAGAGAUGUGAAAAAUGUGCUCCAGGUUUCUAUGGCGAUCCCAUGAUGGCGGGGGGCAGUUGUCGGCCCUGCAAUUGCCACGGAAACGGCAACAGCUGUGACCCCAGCACCGGAGUGUGCAAGAACACGGAGCCCGGAGACACAAACACAGAGGGGCAAUGCCAAGAGUGUGACAGCUGCGCCCAGGCGUUGCUGGCCGACCUGGAGCGCCUGGACGACGAGCUGACCAGGAUCAAGGGCCACCUAGAGAACGCCUCCGCCAGCGCCGAUUCCUACGACCGGCUCAGCAAGCUGGAGAAGGCCAUCUCCGAGACCAAGAUUCUACUCAACAAAUUCAACAACGACAUUGAAAGCCAGAAGCCUAAAGUUGCUCAGCUAGAGCAAGAUGUAGAGACCCUCAAUGAUGAUAUCAGCACCCUUAAAGCCAAGGCUGAUAAACAGAUGGCCGUGGCAAAGAAAGCGGUCCAAAAUGCAGAGAAAACUGAACAAAGAGCCCAAGAUUUGCACACAGACAUCAAGGAGAUGCUGAAGAAAAUCCAAGCUCUGCUGAAGGAGCUGAUGAACUCUGACGGUGGCGACUCACAGUCUCCUGACCUGUCGAGGCAGCUGGACGAGGCUCAGCGGCUUGUGAAGGAAAUGGAGAAGAGGAACUUCAACCCCCAGAAGGCCGCAGCUGAGAAAGAGCGAGAAGAGGCCAGGAAAUUGCUGGACUUCAUUAAGGCUGACGUCAGUAAACAGUGCGACACCAACCAGGCUGCUGCCGACAAGAUCAAGGGCCAGCUGAAGGGUUUCGAGGCCAAGCUGAAAGACCUGGAGAGGACCCUGAAGCAGGCUGAAGACAACGUGAAGAAAGCCAGCACCCAAAACGGACUCAACGACAAGUCCCUGAAAGAACUUCUGCUCGUGGUUGAGGAUGUGAAGAAGGAGAGGAAGGCGGUGGAGGACAUGAUGGAGCAGGCUGAGGAUGAGUUGCAGAAGACAGAGGUUCUGGCCACAAUGCUGGCUGACAGUAAAAAAGAGUACGAACAGCUGGCAGCACAGCUGGACGGAGCCAAGAGGGACCUGACCCAGAAGGUUAAUGAGAUCUCCCAGGCGGCGAACAAAGAGGACCUCGUCAUAAGAGCAGAGGAGCAUGCAGACAAGCUCAGCAAGAUGGCCAUGGACCUCCAGAACGCUGUGGGGAAUGCCAGCGGGCGUACGGACGUGCGUGAUGCUAUCGAUGCCAUCAACGCCUACAAAAACAUCACAGACGCCAUAAACGCCGCGGAGGCCGCAGCCAAUGAGGCUAAGGCAGCUGCCGACAAGGCGCUGAAGAACGUGAAAAAUGCUGACCUGACCGAGAGGGCGAAGGAGUUGAAAACGUCCGGAAUUGAACUGCUCAAGGAUGCGAAGGACUCACAGGAUGAUCUUAAGGCCGCAGAAGAUGACCUCAGUGCCCAGAAAAAGCGUCUGAAGAACGCAGACAUCAAGAAGAAAGCACUGGAUAAGGACCUCAUGAAUGUCCAGGCAGAACUGGAUAACAUAAACAGAGAUGACAUUGGCGAUAUGAUUGACGAAGCCAAACGGAAGGCGGCCCGCGCCAGUACCACGACAGCAAACACCCAGGACAGACUGAACAACAUCAAGGAUGAACUGGACAAGAUCAAGGUGACUCCGGGGGACUCUAACAUCAAUGAUCUCAUGGACGAAGUGGACCAGUCAGUGAGGGAUCUGCUGAACCAAAUCCCAACCCUGGAGGACAAGCUGUCUGAGAUGGAGAACCUAUCCUCGCAGUUCCUCCCUGUCAGCAACAUAACGGAAAACAUCAAGAAGAUCAAGGAGCUCAUCGAACAGGCCCGUGACGCAGCCAACAGGAUCAGGGUCCCGAUGAAGUUCAUGGGCGACGGCUACGUGGAGCUCCACACACCUACCGACCUGGAUGACCUCAAGGCCUACACGGAGCUGUCUCUGAGUCUGCAGAGGCCCCUCAGCGGGAGGGGAGACGGCAAGCGAAGACGGCGACAGGUCUCCGACGACCCCAGCGACAUGUUUGUGAUGUACCUGGGCAAUAGAAACUCAACCGGGGACUUCAUAGGCAUGGCGGUGAGGCAGCACGAACUGUACUUCAUCUACAGGCUCCACGGAAGGGCGUACGAGAUCAAGACGGGAACCGUCAGCCGCUCGCUAUCAAACCCGGCCAUAUUUGACAAAGUGGUCCUUCAAAGGAUUUACCAAGACGCACAAGUGACCUACACCGAGGCCCACACGUCCAGAGAGCCCAAACCGGCCGUGAUCAGCACCAAGCAGGGAGACUUGCUGGAGAACCUGCUGAGCCUGAACCCAAGUGAUGUGGUCUUCUAUGUGGGAGGCUUCCCGGCCGACUUCACUCCCCCGGCGUCUCUCAACUACCCCAUGUACAGGGGCUGCAUUGAGUUCUCCUCAUUCAACGAGCGAUUCUUCAGCCUCUAUAACUUCAAGGAAGCCGUCAAAAUCAACCGGGAGAUCCCAUGCAAGAGGCAUAGGAAAUCAACCGAGACAAAAUACUUUGAAGGCACCGGCUACGCUAAGUUAGCUAUCGGUACAAUACGUGGGUCGUUUCUUUUGCUUGAACAGAGCCUCAACACUCGCUCGGUCGACGGGCUGCUCUUCUACAUUGGAAACCAGGAUAAAUAUUACACCUUGGCGGUUGAGAGCGGCUAUGUUGUCAUCCAUAGUGACCAGUUGGAUGCACCAGCCAGAAGCAAAAAGAAGAUCUUCCCUGUGGCGGAUUCAGCAGAUAUCCUCAUCAUCUUCGAUAGUAAAAACAAUAUGAUGAAAGUGAGAAUCGGUAAUGAUUUGGUGGUCGAAGCAGCUGCUAAAUAUGAUGGGGCAGAAUUUGUGGAGUACUACAUCGGUGGUGUGUCAUCUGACGUGAGGGAAAGGAACAACAUCACCAUACCAGCUAUCAAAGGGUGCAUCAGAAACAUAAAGACCAACAAAGAAAGCCCUGUAUACCUGGAGACGGUCGGCGUCAGCAGAGGUUGCCGCCUGGACUUAUUGGCUAUUCGUAAAGCAGAGUUCGACCUGGGGAGCUCGCUGGCAAUCCACCCGGCUCCCAUUAGUCUAGACAGGGACGUCAGCCUGUCACUGGGCUUCAGGUCCACAGAGGACCAGGGUCUUAUUCUGGAGCAGAGCCAAGUGAUCAGCGGGCUUAAGCUGGAGUUGUCGGACGGCUGCGUCAAACUGAGAUUUGGAGACAAGGUGUUUAAAUCGUUCAGACAAUACAACGACGGCCAGUGGCAUUACUUGACUGUCACCAAAUCUGGAACGAGUAUCGAAUUACUCAUAGACGAAUUAAGAGGAGCAGUGCCGCAGCCCAAUGUGUCGUUCCGACCGGACCCCAACAGUCAGGUCUCCCUUGGGAAGGACAUCUUCAAGGGAUGCAUCUCAAACGUCUACCUGAAACGGCCGGACCAUCUGUAUCGACCGGAGGACCUGAGCACCUUCCAGUCCUCUGGGAGUGUGGAGCUGGGCGUUUGUUCGCCUGAAAGACCGCCAAUGAUGAUCCUUGACACAUCCCGCCAGGGCGCCGUGCAGGCCGUGCAGACUACUGCGAACGCGUUGCCGCCGCCGGUGUCGGAGUGUACAGAGCCUGCCUCGCUGCAGCACGCCUACCGCAUGGGCGCCGCGGUCAGCAGCCUCCGCUUCAGUCUGCCCCCUCAGGCCCUGCUGCCAAAGCCCCACUUCUCUCUAGAGGUCCGGACGAGGUCUCCAGAUGGCCUGUUGUUCUUUGCUGCGACCAGAAGGGGGAACUCUCACAUGGCUGUCUACAUGUCCAAGGGCAGAAUUCGAUUCUCUGUGGGCAAAAAUAAAGAGAUCUUCAACCGGGAGAAGUACAACGACGGGAAGUGGCACUCGGUCAUGUUCAGCUUGGAGAAGAAGAAAUUCAGAUUGAUUGUGGAUGGAAUCAGGGCUCAGGAUGGCCAGCUGACUAGUAAUGAGGUGGCUUCGCUGGAGCUGCUGUCCCCGCUUUACUUAGGAAGUGCCCCUGAAUCCCUUCACCAGUAUUUAAAGAAAAGCCUACGCAAGCACAGUGUGUUGGGCUGCCUCCGCAACUUCCAAAUGAACGGCCGUGCCAUGCUGCAACCAACCACCAAUCACGGAGCCGGACCCUGCUUUGAUGGACCGUUGCAGAGCGGUGCCUAUUUCCCGGGGAGCAAUGCUCAUGUCGUUUACGAGGACGACUUUGUUGUGGGCGAAGACUUUGAGCUGCUGUUUGACAUCCGACCGAGGAAUCUAACCGGGGUCCUGCUUCACGUUGGGAAUUUCAGCCGGGCCAAGCAUGGAGCCAGUGAGGGACACCACCUCAGUCUCUACAUGCUCAAAGGAGAGGUAAUAGCACAGGUGAACAAUGGAGCAGGUGAAUUCUCAGUGUCAGUCAUGCCCAAGACUGCAUUGUGUGACGGGACAUUCCAUAAAAUAUCAGUGAUCAAACAGCAAAAUGUGGUGCAACUGCAUGUGGAUACCGUGGACAACCACAAGAUCGGACCUCCCUCUUCAGUCACGACACUGACUAGAGGCCCUCUGUAUGUGGGAGGAAUCCCAGAGAGUCCCCGGAAGCAACCCUCGCUCCCGGUCUCCUCCUCCUUCGUGGGCUGCAUCCAGGACAUGACGAUCAACGGCAAACCCGUCUACUUCGAGAGGCUGUCUAAAGCGUCCGGGGCGGUCAACCUCAGGGAAUGUCCGGCGGGCUGACGCAGGCCUACUACUGCGCUACUAUGACCACGCCCAUGUCCAUAUGCUAUGACCAUGUGCAAUCUCAAUGUGUAAAUUAUGUACAGUAUAUUGAAUGUGUGUGUGUGUGUGUGUGUGUGUGUGUGUGUGUGUGUGUGUGUGUGUGUGUGUGUGUGUGUGUGUGUGUGUGUGUGUGUGUGUGUGUGU
Gadus morhua (Atlantic cod) is the source of this 10880-nucleotide messenger RNA. RefSeq names its product laminin subunit alpha-3. Gene Ontology annotation, cellular component: basement membrane. The record is from RefSeq and is a predicted model, not a curated record. The coding region runs from base 450 to 10694 and encodes 3414 amino acids. The transcript is spliced from 77 exons. Gene Ontology annotation, molecular function: extracellular matrix structural constituent; signaling receptor binding. NCBI's taxonomy places the organism in Eukaryota, Metazoa, Chordata, Actinopteri, Gadiformes, Gadidae. Gene Ontology annotation, biological process: regulation of cell migration; axon guidance; tissue development.